This is a messenger RNA of Mesorhabditis belari, 1281 nucleotides long. The record is from the annotation of a GenBank genome assembly. NCBI's taxonomy places the organism in Eukaryota, Metazoa, Nematoda, Chromadorea, Rhabditida, Rhabditidae.
AUGAGCCCGAAGAAGUAUUAUCCAGCCACGUGGAACGAUGACAUGGAGAUGUCCGGACUGAUGUCAAUGAUAAAGUCUCGACAAGUGAAUUCGGUGGACUACGAUCGAAAAAUUCGUUUUUGGCGUGGGAUGAUCGAAAGCGGAUGUUAUGGAGAAAAGGACGCUUUAUUAACUGUUGAUUCGCUAAAGAAAAGAUUUCGUAGAGGUGACCUUGUGCCGUCAAGUCUUCCUAUUGUCAUUGAGGAUAUGAUCAACACUGGCGAUAUUAUCACAUUGGACGAAUGGAAAGAAAAACAUUCAUCGUGGCUUGGAUGGGGAUUCAGCAAGAUGAUGCGCACUGGGAGCUGGUUUAUGGGCGCAAGUGAGCCGGGCCAACGCUAUCUGCAUCUUCCAACUGUUAAGAAACAAGCUGAAGAUCUUCUGGAACUCUACAGCCGAGAAUUUGGCGAUGAAGUCGAUUGUACUGGUGAAGUCGUCGCUUGGACAGAUCUUUUUGAACGCGCUGGCAGUGUCGUCGAUUCAGAGGAAAACUUCGAAAUCGUUCUCCAAUUCUUAUCGGACAGUGGCGAUGUGAUGGUGGGCAAUGCGCGGAAUGGAGAGAAAGUUCUCAAAUUUAAGGGUCGUCGCGAUAGUGGACCAGCUCGUUUCACUGAAGCCGAUGCGUCGGUUCACGACAUUAGAAAGGCAAUGCUUCGCCUCGAUAAGGAGAUUUCGGCGCUCGAGGCUAAAGCUAAAAAAUUGGACCAAGACACUCGAGCAGCGUUGCGCAGUGGUGAGAAAGUGAAGGCCACCAAUCUUUUACGGCAAAAGAAACAAGCCGAUAAAAGUUUGGCCGAUAAAGAUGUUCAAUACAGUAAACUACUCUCGAUGCUUCAUCAAAUUGGCAGCACAAAGCAUAACAAGGAUGUUCUUCAAGCCUACAAGGCGGGCACGAGCGCUUUCAAGGCAAAUUUGGAACGACACGGUCUUUCCCCAGAAAAGAUCGAUGCAACGAUGGAUGAAGUACAAGAGGCUGCUGAGGAAUUCCAUGAUAUUACUGAUGCGAUGAGUCAAGGAAUCGCUGGAAUAAGAGCCGGAGUGCAAGACGAAGAGCUUGAGCGGGAAUUGGAGGAGCUCAUGUCGGGUCAGAAGACACCCGAGAAACCCAUUAGAGAGUUGGAUCUCCCCUCGGUACCUCAAAAUCGUCUCGGAUUGAGCCAAGAAGAUUCCGAAGUGGAACCCCGAACACCCGCACAAAUGUCACUCGAGGAACGAUUACGAAAACUUCGACAAAUGGCCGCC